AUGGUGAGCAGGUCCAGCCAACACUACUGUGGGGACCAACAGAGGAACAGAGUUAUUGCUGCUGCAGCCUCAAGGAUGCUGACCCUCUGUGGGCAAGUAAAUGGCAGUGAUAUGCAGUGGGUGAUAUUGCUAAAACACUUUGCCGUUCCAAAGGCCCUGCAAGAGGAUCUUAAGAGGAGUCUUGAUUCCUUGAAGUCAGAGGUCCAGUACAAGAGACAUGGACACCAGUACAUCGUCAGCAAGAUGCAGACCCACUCGGUGCAGAGGUCAAACUAUGUGGACGACCAUGAGUACUACCAGAAUCGAUCCAAGUCUGGUUUCCGUGCCCUCUCCAAGAAGUAGCUAGAAUAGAGAGAGACCAAGCAAUAGUUAGCAACUUUUUAAUAUACCAGUUCAACAUUGAUGUUUGAUGUACUUAUGCGCGCUUUGAUGCUCUCUACACGAAGAAAAUAAUUUUGUGAAAAUAUCGAUACCAAUUAGCUAUUA
Messenger RNA from Geodia barretti, 486 nucleotides. The record is from the annotation of a GenBank genome assembly. NCBI's taxonomy places the organism in Eukaryota, Metazoa, Porifera, Demospongiae, Tetractinellida, Geodiidae.